Messenger RNA from Penicillium cinerascens, 711 nucleotides. Its product is annotated as haloacid dehalogenase, type II. Lineage: Eukaryota; Fungi; Ascomycota; Eurotiomycetes; Eurotiales; Aspergillaceae. The transcript is spliced from 2 exons. Gene Ontology annotation, molecular function: hydrolase activity, acting on halide bonds, in C-halide compounds. The record is from RefSeq and is a predicted model, not a curated record. The coding region runs from base 1 to 711 and encodes 236 amino acids.
AUGGCGGACAAAAUCGUUGUUGCUUUUGACCUGUACGGCACGUUGCUGUCUACGGAAUCCAUUGCAAAGAAGCUGGAAACCUUCGUCGGCCCCAAGGCAGAGGCUAUCUCCGCGCUCUGGAGACGAUACCAGCUUGAGUACACAUGGAGACUGAACAGCAUGGGAUGCUGGGAGAACUUUACAAACGUCACGCAGAACUCCCUACGCCAUGCCCUCGCGGAACAUGGCGAGCAACUCAGUGCGGGGGACGAGGCGAGCCUGAUGGAAGCCUACAACAACCUGUCUACAUUCCCCGACGUCCAGGUAGCUCUGAACCGAGUGGCAGCCAACUCCGCCAUCUUCCCAGUGAUCUUCUCAAACGGGGACAAUAAAGCGAUAGGCAUCUCGGUGAGGGACUCGGAAGGCCUGGCUGAACACUCCAGCAUCUUUCACCGCGUGAUCUCCGCAGAGGACAUCAAACGAUACAAGCCAUCCCCCGAGACCUACAAGCACCUUGCCGAUACGGUUGGCAAACAGCCGUCGCAAAUGAACCAGAUGUGGCUCAUCAGCGGCAACCCAUUCGACAUUAUAGGAGCGCGCAAUAGUGGCAUGAACGCCAUCUGGGUCGAUCGAGCCAACAAGGGAUGGCAAGAUAGAGCUGUACCAGAUCUACAGCCCACGGCGAUCGUGCACAGCCUGGAGCAGAUCGUAGAGGAGAUCAACCGGGCGUGA